This is a messenger RNA of Lactuca sativa (garden lettuce), 3141 nucleotides long. RefSeq lists its product as uncharacterized. Lineage: Eukaryota; Viridiplantae; Streptophyta; Magnoliopsida; Asterales; Asteraceae. The record is from RefSeq and is a predicted model, not a curated record. Gene Ontology annotation, molecular function: microtubule binding.
CGCACGGCAGGUGCUACUUGCUAGUAGCCCGAUCUGAACAUCUCUCUCGCUUUCGCGCUUGCAUAAUGUUUUGAAAACAGCUUUUAAUCACACUCACCCAAACACACAUUUAGGGCUCCGAAUCAUGGAAUCGGAUCUUCCAUUGAUGGAACUGACUGAAGAAGACGAUUCUCUUAUCCAACCGUUUCCAGAUCCCAAGCAAACACCUUCAAAAUCAUCAUUCAAUUACUUUAAUUGCUCGCCUCUCGCACUUCCACCUUCACGCACCAAAAGUCUGAAAGAUGGUGUUCAUACAGAGAAACCUAGCACUUCAUCUUCUGAAGCUAGCAACAAUAAAGAGAAUAUAAACUCAAACAAUUUAGAAAUGCCAAAAUUAGGUAUGGGACCUAUCCAAAUGAAGAGGAGAAAGAAGGGAGCAGAAUGCAAUUUGAGGAAAAGCUUAGCAUGGGAUAGAGCUUUCUUUACUGAUGAAGGCAUUCUCGAUCCUCGUGAAUUAAACAUGAUUACUGGUAUCAAUGCUUACACAUGUGGAAGGGGAUUGCCUACUAUAAGUGAAGAGGGAAAUAGCUCAUUUUCUUCAAGUAGCAGAUAUAGAAAUGAACCCAAUGAUAUUGAGGCCUCUAAAGAAGCUCUACUUAAAGAGUUACAUAACAAGAGUCACACAUCAAAGGGAAACAGAGUGGGAAAUCAUGAUUCUUUACCUCAUCAUAAAAUUACACACAAAGUUCUCUUAACUGAUCAUUCAAAUUCAAAUAGAACAAGGUCCAAGAUUGGUGUGUGUUCAGCCCCUUCACCUGUAUCAUCUUUGAAAAGGCCAAAUUCAAACAUUUUGAGAACAACAAAAAAGGAAUCCAAGCUUCCUAAACUACCCAUGUCAAAACUCGGAUCUUGCUCUUCUACAAAGGGUUCUAUAACAACAACAAGCCAAUUGAGGCAUAAUCUGAUUCCUAAACCACCAUUAAAUGCUCAGAAGAAUGUUGGGUUGAAAAGCUCUUUAAAAGACUUUAAAGCAAAAACAGGAUUAGACAACCCCCAUUCUAAAGAGCUAGCUCAAAAGACUGUAAAAUCGACACACUCAUCUUCUAAAGCAACUUCUUCAACCAAAUCACAGUUUGUACAUGUUGACAAAGCUAAUAGUGGGUUAGAAAUGGUUCCAGAUAGAUUGCAUUCAUGUGAAAUUCAAGACGAAUCUACCCCUCUUCCAGCUAAAAGUCUAGCUCAAUAUACUCCAACAACUUCAAACAACUCAUUGCCUUCAGGACUAAGAUUGCCUUCACCUUCACUCCGAUUCUUUGAUCAGACAACAGCUACACCAAAAACACCGAGUGGACAAUGUUCUGUAUUAAAUUCUCAUACUACCCCUUGUGGUAGUCCAUCAUCCAAUUACAUGGUGAACAAAGGGAUUUUAAAUUCAAAUGUAUAUCAAGAUAUAGUGAGGAAAAUGCAAUACGAGUGUAUUAGUGCUUCUGAUGUUGACUCACAUAAGGUCAUUGAGCUAGAGAAAAGAAUCCUUGAACACAAGGGCAAAAUGGGAAUUGAGAAAAUUACAUUGAAGGGUAAUGAGGAGAACAGAGAAGGCAAGAAUGCCAACAUUCAAUCGUCUGAAAAUGAUGAAAGACUUCCUUUUAUUCUUGAAACAAAAGAUGAUCAUAUCUCCACUUCAGUGUCUACAUCUGAACAAUCCAUUCAGCAUCAAGAACAAAAUCUUUUGACUAUGGUUGAAGUGGGCCCAUGUGAAAUUGCAACUGAGAUUAAUGAUCAUCUUUUGCUAGAAGAAAGUGGCUCAACUUAUUCAAGUACUUAUCCACAUAUAAUUGAAGAUGAAUUUAAAAACAAUGAUGAAAAUCAGAAGCAUCAAGAAAUGGGGAUAAUUAUUGAGAACAUGCUAACAACUACACAUAGGGUAGAAGCUGAGGUGUCAAAGAUAAGCUCUGGGGAAGAAUUUGAAGCUAAAGUGAAAGUGCUUCAAGAAACAAAGAGUCCAACAAUGUUAAAGAAAAGGUCAUAUAACAUCAAGAGGCAAGAUAACUCUUCUAUCAAGCAUCCAAUAAAUGCUAUUGAAGAUGGUGAUGAGGAUCUUGUUCAAACAUCAAAAAGGGAACAAUCUGAUACCAAAAAAUCUAAUUCUUGUAAGGUUAAUCAUGUGGAGUCCCCGAGGGGCGAAAUUGGAAAAAAAGAAGAUGACGUUGGAGCCACAACUCCUUGCAUCUCUGCUUUGAUGAAUUCUCAGUUCCAUGAAGGGCAUUCUGGUAAUUUCGUCAUGCCUGAAGAAAGCUCAGGUUUACACACAACUGAGGUUAAUGAUCAUAUUUCUCAAGAAAAAAAUGCAAAUCCAAAAGAAAAUAACAAAGAAGCAACAGUGUUGAUGAAGAAGUCAAAUAACAUCAAGAAGCAAGAUAAGUCUUUGGUCAUACAUCAAGAGGAUCUUGCUCAAACAUUAAAAAGGGAACAAUCUGAUACCAAAAAACCUAAUGCUUGUAAGGUUAAUCCUGUGGAGUCCCAGAGGGGCGAAAUUGGAAAAAUAGAAGAUGAUAUUGGAGCCACAACUUCUUGCAUUUCUGCAUUACUGAAUACUGAAGGGCAUUCUGGUAAAGUCAUUAUGCCUGCAGAAAGCUCAAGUCUACAAGAGGGACCUUUUGAAAUUGCAACUGAGGUUAAUGAUCAUAUUUUUCAAGAAAAAAAUGUGAAUCUGAAUGUUCUUCAAGAAGAAAAUAACAAGGAAGCAACAGUGUUGAUGAAGAAGUCAAAUAACAUCAAGAGGCAAGAUAAUAAGUCUUUAGUUGUAGAUGCUGUACCCUUCUCUGAUGAAUGGUUAGCAGCUAUUGAAGCUGCUGGAGAGGAAAUCCUUACCAUGAAGUGUGGGGCUGUACAGCAUUCGCCUCCAGACAAAUCUAUUCCCGAACGAAAUCCAUGGUCUCCGGUGAAAAAUAAAGCUAAUCAGAUUGGGCCUUACGACUGCACAAAGUACACAAAUGCAAUGCCCUCAAAUCCUCAUUUAUUAGAUUCAUAGUUUGUUUCGAGUUUGAUGCAUUUUUUUUUUAAAAAAAAAAAUUUUAAUAUAUCUUUCCUUUCCUCGUAGAAAUGCAUCAGUAAAUUACCUUUUACAGAUACAGAAGAAAAAAAUACAACGUAGUUUCACCA